AAAGGAGGCAAUUUUAUUUGACUACCUUGUGCUUUGCUUGACGCCCUUGGGAACUUAAUAUCCCGAGGACGCUCACUAUUCGAUCCGCGAGAGCCGGAGCUGAAACCACUGGGAGUCGGACUAGGUUGAAUUCAUCAACUCUUUCAGAACUUUGAAAUUUUCUGCUCUAACGUUCCUUUUCAUCAACAGCAUUCUCGUCGGAUCGACAGAUAGGUGGUUGUGAUAGUGACCCGAUGCGCCAUGAAACGCCGGCUCCUCACUGUGAUCUUGUUCUCUACGGCGACAUCCAGCUUCGCACCGCAAAGCUAUGUGCCAGGGCUGUGCAGCCCCGAGCCUCUAGAAUAGGGAUGGACUUUCUCAGUCACUUAUGUACAUCCAUCACCUCGAAAAACCUGACGCGCCAAUGUCUUUUUCGGACGCCUCAUCAAACGAGUCUCCCGUCAAAGGAGACUCGGAGUCCUUACCAAAUAACUUGGAUGGUGGCGGCGAUGUGAAAGUUGCUGAUCAAGAUGACUUUGGAGUCAACUUUGAGAACUCAGCACAAGCUUUUGACUCGGAUUCGCCAACCAACUCUCACCCGGAAAACGCCUCCACGAAAAAUCAGGACACCAGUUCACCUCCGCCUGAGCAGGAUGGUCGGGGGCCCCGUGUUAAGGCAUGUAUAAUUUACGAUCUUCCAACGGCCGUACACCGGCGUCUUUCUCAGAGAGUGGUACAAUUAUUCAAGCCUAGACCCAAGCAGGGUGGUGGCUUUGUUGCCCUUGAGACUCGGACAGAAGAUGUGUGCCCUCCCGAAGUGGUGCAAGGGACGCUCCGCGGCGUCGAUGAACGAUCCUCGAUUGCCGUUGGGAAGAAGAACGGCGCUGAGCUCCCAAGUCAAUGCGCAACAGCUGCUCGUCCUCAUGCACGCGUCGUCCUGAGUCCUGAGGUGCUGGGCUUGAAUUAUGGACAGUGGCUACGCGAACGAUGGAGCACGAUUAGGCGCCCUCCCCCUUUGUUGUCGACGCUCAUGGCACUGCGCAGGUUGAAUACCAUCUUUUCCAGGUCGAACAGAAAGAGUCCUGACGAGGAAUCGCCUCUUGGGCGAUCACCCACCUACCGGACUAGCCUCACUCGAGCGCCUAGUUACACAACCCAUGCUGCUGGCCCCAGUCGUUCCACGAAUCCCGAAAUAGAUGCGAAUCUAUCUGUUAUUGAAGAGAUGUCCAGCGUCGUUAGGACAUCUCUGCCGGAAACCUCCAGCGUAGCCGGGACGAUAAGGGAAGCGACAGUGAGAAGUGGGCCUCGCUACGUGUAUUACCGUCUAUAUACCAAAGAUGGUGCCAUCGAAUCAAACAAUGCCAUCUAUUCAAAUGACCGAUCCUUGGGCCGGAUUGACGCCAAAGACGUUGCGCCUCCCUAUACAGUGAUUCUCCUAAAGAACGUCUUGUGUCGGAAAGAGGGUUUCAAGACGUCGGACAGAUCCAAUCUGUAUCUCUCGGUGCCAAGUUACAUGCCGAUGGAGGACGGCACUCGCCUCUCCCUGACCGCUCAAUCCGGGCCUGGUUUAUAUGAGCACGAGCCAGUAGUUUUGGUUGUCGACUCGAUCGAUGAGAGAGAAGCCGUAAAGCCCAGUCGAGGAAAGCUUCGCACACAGACGAAUGUCCGUUAUG
Messenger RNA from Laccaria bicolor S238N-H82, 1652 nucleotides. RefSeq lists its product as uncharacterized. The annotation marks the transcript as partial. The transcript is spliced from 8 exons. Lineage: Eukaryota; Fungi; Basidiomycota; Agaricomycetes; Agaricales; Hydnangiaceae. The record is from RefSeq and is a predicted model, not a curated record.